Messenger RNA from Homarus americanus (American lobster), 8041 nucleotides. It is a transcript of the gene p120ctn, whose product is annotated as catenin delta-2-like. Gene Ontology annotation, molecular function: cadherin binding. Gene Ontology annotation, biological process: cell-cell junction assembly; cell-cell adhesion. The record is from RefSeq and is a predicted model, not a curated record. Gene Ontology annotation, cellular component: nucleus; cytoplasm; adherens junction. NCBI's taxonomy places the organism in Eukaryota, Metazoa, Arthropoda, Malacostraca, Decapoda, Nephropidae. The transcript is spliced from 21 exons. The coding region runs from base 863 to 5446 and encodes 1527 amino acids.
AGUCAGCUUUGGUUCAGCGUCGUGGUGCUACUGACGCUCCUCCACCCCAGAUUGUCCACAUAUUUAUGCCCACUGGGAACCCGGGCCAUCACAGUGCCUGAGAAAUCCAAUAGAGCCUGAAUUGAGAAUCUUAUUUAUAGAUAUUUACUCGGAGAAAGUGAAUGAGUGUAUGAAAAUCUGGUAGUGUUGUGUGGAGUGUUGGGUGAAGCCUGUGUUGAUAAUGCGGUAGCAGGGAAGAACAGGGCGGGCUGAGGUGUUAUUUAGCGCGGCUGUGAUCACCCUGGUGGGGCAGGGAGGGGCAGCAGUGAGGGCAACACUCCCGUACACCCACCUACUACAGUACCUCCUCGCUCUCCUCUCUUAACAUCCGGGAAGUGUACCACAGGAUGACAGGUUAAGGCGGCGGCAGCGUGGGGCAUCAGCUGAAUCUAUCCGUGACAUAACAACAACCUCCAACAAUGACUGAUACCUUUUGAAAGGUUGAUGGUCAGCGUACGGUGGACAUUAAAUCGCAGUAUUAAGAGUCUUAGAGAAGGAAAGGACUACAAAAAACAACUCCAAUGUUGGUCAACCAGAGGUGACAACCACCACUACCUCCUACAGUGUUGAUUACGGCCCCCACACCACCAACGGCCAUCACCACGACUCGCCUGACACAUCAAGACACUCUGUGUCAUCUGCCGGGCAAGAUAGUACACAGUUGGUCUCCCGAAAGCAGACACAACACACUACACAACAGAUAACAACAACAACAAAAGUUAUCCGUGAACUUCACCACAUUGGUCCUGACGGGGAGGUGUUGGACACAUAUCAAGUUGGUGACUACCCGUACGGUCAAGCCCCCCUACAACCCGGCUAUGCCAUGGACUCCUAUCGCCCUCAUUCUCCUGCCAGUGAAGCUGGCUCACGAAGUCGUUAUGAGGGUUACCCACCCACUUCGAAUGCUGGUUAUGAGUAUGACCCAUAUUCCCGAGGACCUCCGGCCCGUCAAGAUUAUCCUUACGACCAAGUCGGGUAUCCACCUCAGACUCAAGCUGGCUACAGUGGCCAUUAUCGGGAUGCUACAGGUGACUCCUCACAGGACGGCCCCCCAGGUACAGCUUCACCGACCACUGAGGAAAGGCGUCUUCAGCAAGGAGGUACUCACCAUCAGGAGAAACCGUCUCAGAAGGACCAAAAGGAUGCCUACAUGUGCGCUUGUAUCCCAACUUCCAGAAGAAUUCCCACGUCUUCCUGUGAGCCCAAAUCUCCUAAUGUCCCUUCGUCAGUAUAUGUCCCAUCGAGUACCUGUGCCUCUCCCUCCGGAAAAUCUAAACAGGAGGAGACAGUUCAACACAUUGCUGGAGCUAAACCUAAAAUGAAACAAAACUCGAAAGGAAAGUUGCCUCUCCGAAAUGUUGAAGGAAGUCUGCCAGCAACGAUGCAAGCUGAAAAAACAAGCUUCUCAGGUCAUAAAUGUGGAGUGCCCUGCCUAGAUGCGAGCCACAGCCUUGACUCCCCUUUCUGGUGUGAAGCAGAGCAUGUGGUAAGUGACCACAGAGGAGGAGCAUCUAUAGUUUAUGGUAAAUGUUCAGGAAGUAUUAAUAAAGUAAGUGAUGGAAACCUCAAGACACAUCACAAACCAAAGACAAAGCCAAAGCCUAAAACCCUUAUGAAAGGCAGAAAAAUAACACGUUCAUUAAGUGCCUCGUGUGUAAGUGUUAGUACAAAUACAGACCCAAGAGACUUCAUGGAAUUGGCUAAGAUAAGUGCCACAUUACCUGUACGCAAGAAGGUCAAGGAGCCAAGUAAGGAAGUGACAGGUGAGUCGGCAAACGUGGAGGUUCAUUGUUCCACCAGUGAUAAGAAAGAAUCACGGCCGGAAGAAAAGCCCAUAUUAAAAAUUGAUGGUGGUGCUGCUCCUACCUCAGGAAAUCCUCUCGAUCGACAAAUAGUUUCACAAAAUACAUUUUCAGAAGAAACUAAAAUGAAGGAUGUGAAGAAUGUCCCUGUAGAGAAAAAAGAUGAGAGUGUGGUAAAAGAAUGUGAAAAGGAGUCGAGUGAAGCUGUCGUGUGUACAGUCAAAGGGAUAGAGAAGUCUGAGAGUUUUAGUGGCGAACGUUGUGCAGGUGAUGGCUGUGAUGACGCCAGCAAGGGAUACAUUGAACUUCCUACGUAUGUUCCCAGUGAGGGCUUUCCAAACCCUCUUAAUUUUAACUACGAGCAUUUUGGUUGCCUAGCAGAACAAGGCUCAUUGCCUGGCCAUCCUUACUGCCCAACAUAUUUUAUGGAAAAUAGUUCAAAGAUAAUGCCAACUGAUAAAUAUUUCUGCAACUAUAAAGGAAUAGUAAGUCCAGAUAACAGAUUGGUUGUAGAUGAUGAGAAAAAGUUUGUUGUCAAUCAAGAGGAAAAUUAUCCCCCUGUAUUAACCAACUUGACAAUUGUGGACAAUUAUACCAAACAACAAACUAAUCCAAUAAAAGUUUUCACUCAGGUAGCAGGACCUACACGUGUUUGUGAACAAGAUAAACUGCUCACUACCUUCAAACCAUUAGUUGCCUCCCCUCUCAUCACAUUCCAAGCAUGUGACAGACCACAGGAUCAAGUGGACUAUCUGUAUCUACCGUCAUAUAAUAACAAAGUCGACAGUUUUCAAAAGCCAGUUGAUGUAAGUGAAGACAGUGGAACUAAUCUGGAGGUCUUAACACCAAACAGUGAAGACUCGAAUAUAGCCCAUCCAGAGUGUUCAUAUCUGGUACCUACGAGCGAACAACACGUCAUUCAACCCUUACAAAGAAAACUGUUAGAUAAAGCGAUCUCGAUAGAAUCAUGUCCAGAUGUUGUCCUCCAGACACUGGAAGGUGAAGCCCAGAACAAAAGCCUCAAGAAGACGGUCACAUUUCUGUUGCCACCCGAACACUGGGACUCCCUCAUCUCUCUAAGGGAAAGUAACAUUGGUGGCUACCCUCAAAGUGGCUAUGCUGAGCUAGAUGGUACGCUGCUCCCUCCCAAUGGUGAGGACCCAUAUAGGAAUACACCUUCACCGAGCAUGCAGGGCAUCCCACAAGAUAGAUAUGAUGGCGGCCUUGAAGGUGACGUCCAUGUUGGGGAUUACCCCGAGGAUAGCAGGUACCCCGGAGCUGAGAGUGGGGGGAUGGUGUACCCUCCCGAUGGAGUGGUGUAUGGGCGGCUGCUGGGUGCCCCCCGCUCACCCUAUACUAUAAAUGGAGGGGUGAGGGCAAGUGCCGAACCUCUUUUACCCUCCCCUGCUAUGUAUGACGAGGAACCUCCCCAUGUACAGCACCCUGCACCUCCCCCACACAUCUCGCCGUCGACCCCUUCCUUGCCACCUCCGCCCAAACAAAAUCACGACAACUAUGCACACCCCAACCUGCUACGUUCUCCCUCAGCAGACAGCAGUGCUCCUAGAGUGCGGUGGCGAGAUCCGGAUCUACACGAGGUUAUAGAUUUCUUGAGCAAUCCUAAUAAUGUGGUAAAAGCCAACGCUGCUGCAUACCUUCAGCAUCUAUGUUAUAUGGACGACACAACCAAGCAAAAGACGCGAAUUCUAGGCGGCAUUCCUCCCCUUGUAGCCCUCCUCACUCACGACCUGCCAGAACUUCACCGUAAUGCUUGUGGGGCUCUUAGAAACUUAUCAUAUGGACGCCAAAACGAUGAAAAUAAACGAGCCAUUAAAGAUGCUCAAGGUAUACCAUCACUAGUUCGACUCUUGCGCAAGACUCCAGACAACGAAAUAAAGGAGCUGGUCACCGGCAUUCUCUGGAAUUUAUCAUCUUGUGAGGACUUGAAGCACAGCAUCAUAGACGAUGCAUUAACAGUUACUGUUACCCACGUCAUCAUUCCAUGCUCAGGCUGGGAUGGGGGAGAAGUAGAACGUGAUCCUAAUGUAGAUGUCUGGUGGUCCACUGUAUUUAAAAAUGCCUCAGGAGUUUUAAGGAAUGUAAGUUCAGCUGGUGAAUAUGCACGAACUAAACUCCGUCAGUGCCUCGGGCUGGUAGAUUCGCUUCUCACAGUAAUUAAGUCUGCCAUCCAGGGGUCUUCCCAUGACAAUAAGAGUGUAGAGAAUUGUGUGUGUAUUCUACGAAACCUCUCCUACCGCUGUCAAGAAGUUGAGGAUCCUAACUACGAUAAGAAUCAACCUCCGACCCAGUCCCGGGCCACUGCUACAGCCAAGGACGGAGAAGGGGAAGGGACGGACACUUGUGGUAGGUCUUCGGAGCCCAAGGACAACCUGUGUGAUAACUUAGGAUGUUUUGGAGGCAGUAGAAAGAAGAAAGAGGCAGUCGGUGGGGCAGUUAAAGAGACGAGCGCCGGGCAGAGGACGACAGGACCUCGCACAGAACCUCUAAGAGGCAUGGAACUUCUCUGGCAACCUGAGGUAGUGGUAGGACCAUAUCUGGCAUUGCUCUCAGACUGUAGCAAUCCAGAGACCUUGGAGGCUGCUGCUGGAGCAUUGCAGAAUCUUGCUGCUUGCUACUGGCAGCCAAGCAUAGAUGUAAGAGCUGCAGUAAGAAAAGAAAAGGGAUUACCUAUUUUAGUAGAAUUGUUGAGAAUGGAGGUUGACAGAGUGGUAUGUGCGGUCGCGACAGCCCUCCGCAACCUGGCCAUCGAUCAGAGAAACAAAGAGCUUAUUGGUAAAUAUGCAAUGAGAGAUUUAGUUCAAAAGUUGCCAUCAGGGAAUACCCAUGAUAGUGGAACCAGCGAUGAAACUAUUGCCGCUGUUUUAGCCACCCUAAACGAGGUGAUAAAGAAGAGUGCAGAAUUCUCCCGUUCACUACUGGACGUUGGGGGUGUAGAGAGGCUGGUUAACAUGACGCGGCAUCGUGGACGUUACUCCGUUAGGGUUGUCAAAUUUGCCUCACAGGUGCUGUUCUCAAUGUGGGGCCAUCAGGAGUUACGUGAAGUGUAUAAGAAAGCGGGCUGGAAGGAGCAAGACUUUGUUAGUAAGAGUGUCGCUGCACGUAAUGCUGCCUCGGGCGGCGCCAAUUCCCCGACUGCCAAUAAUACCCUAAACCGACCCAUGGCAUCCCAAGGUGGUACACGGUAUGAGGAUAGGACCAUUCAAAGGGGACAAGCGAAAGCACAUCAACGAUAUGCACAGGGUCAAGAAUUACCAAUGGCAGAUAUGGGGUACGGCAGCAGCGGCGGGGUGGGCCCUCCAGCCGGCGGGGUAAGACUGUAUCCUCCCGUGCAGGGCAAACCAGGGGAACCAGUAUAUGCCAAGGUGAACAGGGACAAGAAGCGCAACCGACAAUAUGAUGGUCCACAGUACGGAUCGCUGGGCGGAGCCGAUGAUUGGGGUGGACCCGUGUACUCGGGUUCCCCCACUUCAUCUCCCAACUUCAACAACAGUUCAAGUAUGAACAACAACAACAGCAAUACCAGCAACAACAAUGGGGUGCUUCUAGAUAAAGGAGAUGGUCAGGCAGGAGAUUCUUGGGUGUGAACACUCACUUGCUGUGCUGGACUCGUCCCUGCUGCUCGGCUGUACAACGGGGAAGUGGGCCGGCCGUCCGGCUGCCUUUUCCGAGCAUGUCCUGCUGCGCACUUACUUUCCACUGAGGUGCCACACGAGAUUACAAGAUGAUUAUGUUCACUGUUGGAGCUUUCUUCCACAUUCAUUAUCCUGUAACUCAGUGUGACUAAGAACAAGUUACUAAGGGUAAUAAUAAUAAUUACAUUAAUUCAUCUUUUAUGGUGUUAUAAAAAUGGACUUCUGAGUCUGACUGCUGAUGUUUUGUCUGUUAUAUUGAUGUUGACACUCGUUGUGCAUGUUAUGUGAACACUAGUUAGUGACAACUCAGUUCUGUUAAACUUCUUACAUGAUGUGUGACAUUGGGGAGAAGGCAAAGCUCAAUUUGAUAAGCAUCCCUAUGAUAUAUUUUAUAGAAGCACACAAAUGGUGCCAAGAAACUUUAUUACUUUGAUACCUUGUAAAGACAUUAUUGUAUCAAUCAUUACUCAUAGAGUGUUUAUAUACCUAAGCAACAUUUGUCUGCUGAUGGAUGAUUGGAGCAGGUCAUGCUCACGGCUGCUCUUUGUAGACAGUUAAUUUUCUACCGUUUCGUACUGACAAUCCAAAGUGUGACCUUUGUGUUGGUUUGUGGGGAGUCUACCUGGGCUCAUAAUAUUGAUAUGCACACAAAAAUACUAUAGUCUGGACAGUAGUGGUGUGCUUGAUUAUUCCCGAGUGGUGGACCAACAUAUUGGCUGAAAUUUGGCAAGAAUGACUUUGCCAGCACAAAUGAUAGCCAAGUGUUUUAUGAAGUGGACAAGAGUGAACUGAGUGUGUGCCAGAGGACUAUGGAUGGACGGGUAGAGGGUUGCAUGUGAGGCUUUGGUGCAAAGAUAAAGUGUCGCAGUGUUUUAUUCCACAACAAGUGCACUGCUCUUGGUCAUAUUAAUUAUAGUGAAUAGGUUGUUUAUUGAGUAGAGGUUAACAUUUAUUGUAUUGCCGUGCCUCCUGCCGGUCCUAGGAGUCUGAUGCUUUGUAGAAGGUCAAUGUAACCUUAACAAGACCUUCUCCAAAUACCUUUCUACCUCCCUAAUUUCUUCCAGGUUCCCAAACUCUUCUCCCUGGUAGGAACAAGCAGUUAGACAUCUAGUUCCUUUUACCUUUCACAAAGGAAAAUUUUGCUUUGUAUAAUACACAAUCGUAUAGGUUUUAUAAUUACAAACAUUUUAUAAUGUGCACGGGGUCGACUGAAUUUUGAGUAGCUACUGUGCUGUCAUGUGCUUGUGUAAUAUAUCUUGUAAGAUGAAUGGUCAUAAAUGCAACAAACUGUUCUAUAGAUGACACUUAAUCCUAUCUCAAUUCAUUGUGAUCAAUUUAAAAAAUUUUCUUAAGCAAUUCACUUAACGAAUGUCUCAAAACUGCUUUAUAUGGUAAGCCUUUUCAGGAUUUUGUUAAUUUUAAAAAUUUAUUUUUUAGCAUUUUAUCAGACUUGCACGUGCAAUAUUGCAUACUUUUCCAGCGUUGGUUAUUGGUAGCAAAAGUGACACUAGCCAGACUGUGUGAUCCCAGGAACCUUCCUCUGCUAGGGCACCCUACAGUCUUUAUGACAUUCUCAGGCUGCUAUGACUCUUAUGGGUUACCUUGAUGUACACACAUUGAUAUGAAAAUUGUUAAAGAGUUAGACUGUUCAAUCAAAAUGUAGGAUUGUGUGAUGAGAUGCUAUAAUGUUAUAAGGAAGCCCAUGAGUCAGAUCAGCACUGACCAGCUCACUUUAGGUUGUCUCACAUUCCAGGAGUAGUUUAGGUGAUGCACACUCCAAUUCAGAGAGGUAAGUGUUGACACGUGACUUUAAUUUCAAAGUGGCGUGUGACUUGUGGCAGAGGCAGCAGCAGGACACUGGACGGCAGCUAUGAGGAGGUUGUGUUAAACUGUCAUCAUGAAGCCCUACACACUACUAGUGUAUGAACUCAUGUGCUACAUGCCAUAUCCUCAGGGUGAGGCUGACACUUCCUCCUGUUCUACCGGUAUUGUCUAGUGCCAAUCAGACAGCUUGUGUCAACCAGUCUGUCAGCUCAAAUGGGGUGGAUCAACUUGACCCAAAUCCGCCUAUUUUGAAUGGAAAUUUCUGACAUGUUUGUGUAUACUUUCAUUAGCAAAUUUUAGACAGUGUAGUGCAGUUCAUGUCGGAUCAUAUAGCUGGGAAAGCCAGUUGGAAUAUGGGGUCACAAUGUAUCAGUAGACAUCCCAUCUCUUUUUGAUGUUCAUUACAAUCAUGAUGCUUUUUUGUACACUAAAUAUUUUCCUUCUAUGUCCUGUGUAGAGUCUGCUGUUACACUCUUGUCUGAUGAGCAUUUAUUUUUGUUUGUCAGCAUUAUGCAUUUUGCAGAAAAUAUGGCAGUGACAAAGAUGUAAUUGUUAUGCAUAAUUCGCACAGAUCUAUGUUUGUCUUGCCUUGAUGGUUGCUUCUGUUUAUUAUGUUGGUUAAUACAUGCCUUAUUUUAUUUUCACAUGAUUGAGUAUUCAGUAACAAAGGAUUUCUAGUAAAUGAUAUUGUAUUGGGUAUUUAUACAAUAAAGAGAUAAAGUU